Messenger RNA from Papilio machaon (common yellow swallowtail), 1531 nucleotides. RefSeq names its product zinc transporter ZIP2 (gene Zip88E). The coding region runs from base 314 to 1225 and encodes 303 amino acids. Gene Ontology annotation, biological process: zinc ion transmembrane transport. The record is from RefSeq and is a predicted model, not a curated record. Gene Ontology annotation, molecular function: zinc ion transmembrane transporter activity. The transcript is spliced from 4 exons. Gene Ontology annotation, cellular component: plasma membrane. Lineage: Eukaryota; Metazoa; Arthropoda; Insecta; Lepidoptera; Papilionidae.
GCAAGAGCGCGCGCGUCAGCAUGUGUGGGAACUAAGGUGUGUGAUAUUUAGUCUGCGAUAAACAUGUGUGUAAAUAUUGUGAAUUAACGUUACAAUAAAAGUUUCGUAAUUAUGUGCAAACAGUUGUAAAUCUGUACGUGCUUUAAAUAAUAGCUUUCAAUUCCUACUGUAUUUUGGAGGGAAACUGACUACAAAGUAUUGUUUAUAAAAUAUAAACGGAAUAUUGACGGAUAAAUAUCGUAUGAUAUUAGAAUUAUAUUUUCUUACGUAUUAUUUUUGUAAUACAACUAAGUGAAUUAAAAAUAAAUAAAAAAUGGAGGUAUCAACAGCAAAAGCAUUAUCAAUGGUUGCUUUAGGAGUUGGUAGUUUUGUUACCGGUAUGAUACCGGCUUGCUUCACAGAAGGAGCGAGACAGAGACAUCCUCUAUUCAUUUCUACACUCUUAUGCUUCGGAGCCGGUGUUCUUCUGUCAACUUCUUUAGUGCAUAUGCUUCCCGAAGCGCGAGAAAAGUUACCGAAGUAUUCUGAACUGAUGUUAUGCAUUGGGUUCUUUAUCGUUUACUUUGUCGAUGAGGUGGUGCAUUUGUUCUAUGGUGGGAUGGGACAUAAUCACCAAGGAUCGAGGUAUGGAAGUGGGGAAGCUACACGUCUGCUUGCUCAUGGUAAUGAUGGUGAGAUGGACAGGUGCUGCGGAGACAAUGGUAACCAGAGGAUCUGUCAUGUUAACCACACGCCUCCUUGCAAUAGAAGUUCGUCUGGAGUGAUCGGUUUGCUAUGUGCUUUGUUUGUGCAUAGUCUGCUUGAAGGAUUGGCGAUUGGAUUGCAAGAGACUACCUCGCAGGUGCUGCUGUUGCUAGGUGCGGUAGCAAGUCAUAAAUACGUGGUUGGCUUCUGCCUUGGUGUUGAAUUGUGCGCUAGCUUCGCCCGCCGACUCUGUCUGCAUUUGACGUGCGUGUUAAUCUUCAGUGGUGGCUCGGUUGUCGGUAUCGGUUUAGGCGCCGGUAUGGAUGCGUUCAGUUCAAUGAAAAAUUCCGCAGCUGUGCCUAUCAUGCAGGCGCUAGCGGCGGGUACUCUGCUGUAUGUGACGGUAAGUGAGGUGUUGCCUCGGGAGCGCGCGGCGUGGCACGAGCGGCGGCGAGCUGCGGGCGUGGCACAGCUUGCAGCAGUCGCUGUCGGCUUUGCUCUUAUGUACACAACCACUUUGUACCUCGAUGACGAUGUUUAACAGUAUGAGCAAGACAAGCUUAGUAAUUAAGUACUAGUUAAGUUUAAGUAACGGAAUGACAAUAAAACAUUUGUGUAUUUCAGAGUUUUAUUUUAAUUGUGAUUUCAAUGUCAACAAUAUAAGUUAUAGCAUUUGAUAUUAUUGGAUUUUGACACCACAGUUUGGUUUGACCUUUUUGUAAAUACAUAUAAAAAUAGUUUACAAAGUAUUUACAAUAUCAAAUGUAUUUUUAAGGCAUUAUUUGACUGUUUUUACGAUGACAUAUGUUUUUAGAUUUAAGAUAUUAAAAAAAUAAUAAAAACCAAA